Messenger RNA from Funneliformis mosseae, 265 nucleotides. The record is from the annotation of a GenBank genome assembly. NCBI's taxonomy places the organism in Eukaryota, Fungi, Glomeromycota, Glomeromycetes, Glomerales, Glomeraceae.
UUUGGUACUGUUUAUUAUUAUGAAGUGUAUAAAAAUGAUAAAAAAUAUGGAUAUUAUGAAAAAGAAAUAAAGGAAGCAUUUGAAGAAGCAGAUGAAAAGAUACCAAAUAUUUCAAUUUUACGCAAAAUGAAUCCUGAUGCUAUAUAUAUAAAUAGAGUAUUUACAUUUAAAAAUUUGAUAAAACCUAUUAAUUUGUCUCUUAUUAUCUCAUACCUUGAAAAGGAUGAGAAUAAUAAAGGAAUUUCUAGCUUAUUACAAUUAAGAG